CCGCCGCUGCACCGCGAGUUGUCAGUCGGGCCGGAGCAAAUUGGCGAGGUGCAUGUGGAGUGCGCGAAACCAUGGCCGGGCUGAGUUACAAGGACUGGAACUCGCGGAUGGACCUGUUCGCCGACCGCCAGGACGUCCUCGACGACGACGACGAUGAAGAGGAGGAGGAGGAAGAGGAAGAGAGCGACGACAGCGAGAACGAGUGGACACCGUCCUACGGCUUUCCCUACGGAACCGAGGAGAAUUUGUUUUUGGCGUCGACGGCCGCGUUAUCAGACACAGAUGUCGCGGACGAGCCCAGCAGUGCCGGCGCCAACACCACCUCGACGUUUGCGGUGCUCGAGACGAUUUUUGAGGAAAAUUCGGACGAUCUACAAAGUACCGACUCGGAAGUGGACUGCUCGUACAAGUCAGACGACUCUUCGGAUGAUGACUUUGAAUCGGUCAUUCACGUCAGCCCUGGUGAAUCAAGCGACAGCGGUUCAGAGUCCGAGCGCGACGUGGCCGUGCCAAAAAAGCGCCGCAAACGCGAGGCGCCGCCCGUGCCCCCGCGGGGUCGCGUCGCGACCCCCGAGCCACUUCUCCUCCUGCAGGAGCCACAGCAGUCCUUGUCCCGCUCCAGCAGCCUGCUGCAGUUCGAGUGUCUCGAACAGGCGCUGUCCCAGGAAGAACUGGACGAGGAGGGAGAGGAGGAGGAGGUGGUUUUCCGAACCAGCGCCACCGACAAACCCUUUUCGUCCUGCACGACGGAGUCGCAACCACCCUCCUUCUCCAGCUUCAGCUUCGACUCGCUGGACACGACCGGCAGCAGUCGCGGUCGAUCGCUCAAAGACAGUCUGGAGGACGAAUCUAGCACCCCCUGCAGCUCCUCCUCAGACGACGAGUCUUACUUUUUGGACCGACACCACAAAGGGACGAGUCUCGGACGCUCGCGAAUGCGGUCUUAUCGCAGUUUCGACAGUCUGGUGCACGUGGUGCGUCCGCUGAGUUGCGCCACCAGUCUGCAGGAGAGUUCGGUGGUGGUUCUGCUCGAAGAGGAGGAGGAGGAGGAACGCAAGCCCGCGAAGAAGUCGAGCGAGAACCUGAGCGAGGACAGUGGCUUCGGCGACGUGAGCGUGCGCAAGCAACACGAGCAGCCCAUCGCCGAGGAGGACGAAGAGAAAGUCGCGGCGGACGAUAAACUUAUUAUUCUUUUGCCAGAUGCGGCGGCGGUCGCAUCUCCUCCGACGGCACAUCCGGUCGUCGCAGUAGUCGAAGUCAAAGCAGAAGCAGAAGUUGUAGCAGGGGAGGCGGUGGCGGAGUUAAAUUUAGAGGAAUUCGAGGAGGGGCAAGAGGCUGCCGGCGGACACACCCAUGACACUAGCGGUAGUGGUAGUACCACGAGUAGCAGUGCAGAGUCAACACCGCUGACCCUCGUCCAGUUCAACAGCGACCUGAGCAUCGACCAGGAACAGGUGCAGGAGGAAAGCAGGUGCCAGUUUUACUGCAGCGCCCCCAACCUGCUGUCCGAGACCAAAAUGUCCACCGUCCCGGUCCCGGCGUGGGAAAUCCACCCUCCGAAGGAAAUCACCGAAGAGGUGAUGUUCAAAGAGGAGACGUCGCCCAAGCCGGCCAAGAGCGGCAACAAGUUCGGAAACUUUUUCCAGCGAUUCUCUUUCCGCAAAAGCAAAGGCAAGGGGAGCAAGCAGUCGUCGCAGGAGGACAUCGCGACCGUCGAGGCCAUCCACUCGGUGGAGGCGGCCGCGGCCGAGCUGUCCAACUUGGGCGAGUACACGUGCAAGAAGGAGCGGCCGCCGCUGCCGCCGGUCGGCCCGCCAAAGUCGCGGCUGCUGGGCAUCGUGGGUCGGCGCGGCGCGAAGCCCGAGACACUAGCAACCCCGAGCGAGUUGGCGGCGAAGCAGAAAAUCGAUAUCGCGGCUGGCAGUAAUGGAGGCAGCCAGCAAGAAAUACCACCCCGUGCAGCAGCAGCAGCAGCGGCCAACAAGAAGGCGUCCAGCCUGGUGAACAUCACCGCCAUGAACAUUGUGGACAUUGACAUCAGUGAGCCCGCGCCGCAGGGCCACCAUCUGUCACUGUCGGUCGCGCGGCCGCCGGCCGCCGCGGCCACCGACCCCAGGGCCAAAUCCAUGGAGUUCCUGCUCGACGACGAAAACAAGGCAGCAGUCCAACCGCCUGAAAAUGAACUGCGCAAGGUGAGCGAGCGCAAGUUGUCCGAGCACGAGCUGCGGGUGCAGCGGUCGCUGCAGCGGCUGGACGUGCCCGAGUGGUACAAAAACAGUCCGGCGGCGCCGACGGGCUCGUUCCUGCUGAACCGCCGGUGCUCGGCCGGCACCAGCAACAACUCUAAAUGGCCCGGCCUCAACUCGAAGACGACGUCGCUGUCGUCGCUGCAGCAGAGCCCCCACCUGCGCACCCGGCACCAAACGCCCUCCGCCUCCAGCCCCAGCCCCGUCGUCUCCCCCAGCCCCCAGGAGCGCCUCUCCUUCAACUACGCACCCUUCUCGCGGUGGAGCACCUCCAGGCUCAACUCGGCCAGCACCUCGCCCUCCGGAUCCACCAGGUCCAGCUUCCACUACAGACAGCCUUACCUCGGCUGGCGCUCACAGGAAAAGUUGCUGGCCAACACGCCUACGCACUACCGGACGCCGGCCGAACGGUUGGCGGCGACGACGUCAACAAGCAAGCCCCCGCUGCCGCCCCCGGCGCUGAGCGUGAUGCCCCCCGGGGGCGUGUCUCCGAACAACAACGCCGAGGUCAGGUCUUCCAUCAAAGAGGUGACCAGCGCCAUCGUGCACUAUGUCAACGAGAAGAACCUUUCGCCGGCGCGGCCCGGCAGGUCGCCGUCACCGCGCGGCAGCAAAACGCGGCUCUGGGUCGAGUCGUCGUUCGUCGGCAGCAGACCCAUCGACCAGCCCGAGACGCCCAGCAUGCCCGACGACAACCCGAGCUGCGCCGCCUCGCAACCUGAGCGUAUGCAGACCGGCGGCGUCAUCAUCAACCAUGCCAACGGCAGGCUCAGCAAUGACGAGGAGGACGAGGCGAAAGUGGUCAUCAGCACCCCUUCCGAGGUGACGCACCUUCCGGCGGCCCCGUGCAGCAAGAGCAAGUACCAGCAGUACAUCAACAUCAACUUCAACAUCGAGCCGACGGGGUGCGAGGACAACGCGUCCGACGUGUCCGACGUCGAGCUGGAGCCGCUGCUGGGGCCGCCGGGCAAGCCCAAGCUGCAGGACGAGCUGAAGGAGCUGCUGGAAAACUUCGGCAACUCGCGCGCCAGCCCGCCCUCGGCCACCAUCGAGGACGUGCUCGACUCGCUGCUCGGCCUGCCCACCACCUCGCGCUCGCCCUCGCCCGUCGUUUCGCCGGGCAACUCGAUGACCCUGCUCAACAGCGCCGGCAGACACCGCGACCAGAGCGACGCUGCCGCCGCCGACCAAGGGUCAGCUAAUGAGGCAGGUGGAUUCGCAGCCCCCGGAGGCGGCACCAUUCGGCGCCACUCGAGCGGCGCCAUCCACCGUGGCGGAGGCGCCGCCCGAGGCACCGCCAACCUGGAGAAGACGCGAAGGGUCAGCUUCGAACUGGACCCCGUGACCCUGACGACACCACGAGAGGUGUCGCUUGACAGCAGCGCGCCGACGUCCGACGGCGACAACGUCGUCCGGUGUCGGUACUCCAAGUGCGGCAAGGCGGCCAGUCUGGCCGAGGCGCGGCGCUCCUUCAAGACGUGCCACAACUGCAACGCGCAGGUCUACUGCUCGCGCGAGUGUCGACGCGCACACUGGGAAAAAGGUCACCGCAAGACCUGUCUGCACGGCCGCAUCGGUGCCCUUUGCCGCAGGGUGGCCAACGCCUGCAAGGAGCACCAACCUUCCUUGGAAGUGCUGUCGAAGCUGGCCCGGCGCGGCUACCUGGCGCACGGCAGGGGCUGCGUCAAGGUCUUCUUCUCCAGCCCUGAGUUGGCUGAAAGGUUUGCAGCGGCCGUGGCCGCCGGCUCGGCGGCCACCGAGCCUCUGCUGCCCGGCGACCCGUGCUACGUGCGAUGGUCAGACCUUCUGCCCACGGAAAUGGGCAACGAGCAGUACAAGGAGUUGCUGCGUCUGUGCAAGGGUUACAACCCUGACACGCGUCUCGUCGUCUACGUGGCGACCUGCGUGGUAAGCGAGGUGCCCAGUUCCGGGGCAGUCAAGUGGGAGCGGCAGAUCAUCACACGGUGCGCAAAGGUGCGUCUGCACAGAAACCACACCGCGCACGCGCAGCAACUCCAGCAGCUACACUGCCCCUCCUCACCUCCACACGUGGCGCCUGCGCAGGAGGCCAUUACGCGCGACCUGGACAACCCUGAAACGCUGAUCCUGACGCCGAUGUCACUGUCAAGGGAGGAGGCGUCGCAGAGGCGCGAACUGGUCGCCGCCAACAUUCAGCGCCAACUGAAGCAGCGUGGCGUGUCCCUGAGAAAACAGUUCCCUGAGAUAUAUCGAAAGUUGGGCGCCUACGUGGAGAGCAGCGAACCCUUCACCCCUGUCACCAUUUACCCCAAGGACUCUGCCAGCGGACGCACAUUCAUGUGCAUCAUCAUGCCGGUGGCCGACCCGGCCAGGCUUCAGGACGUGCCAACCGACUCGAGCCGUGUACGGACUGUUGACGUCGGUGCCAUCGCCAGCGAGUGAGAGUGCAUUUUUGACUGACAUUCAAUGGAGCCUCGUUUUUUGCAUUUUCAUCCCCUUAUUAAGAGGAACUCUCUCGUCAAAACGCUUACCAACCCCUCUCAUGAUAAGGAUUAGAGAUGUUCAAAUGAAAGAAGUUGUUCUAAAUAUAGGAUUUUUCCAAUUUAAAAGUUUUUUAAUUCGGUCUGUUUGAAAUGUUUCAGAUUAACUAUAGUUAUUCCCAAAUGGUUAUCAUAUUAUUUUUUUUAUUACAAAAAAACUUUGUUUAAAUUAUGGGGAAGCAUUUAAAUUUUCCUAUUGUCAAAUCACUCUUUUUUUAUUCACGGUUUCCACAAAUUAAUAAAGCUGAUUAAGAACAGCAAUAAAUAUUUAACCUUAAGAUAUGUGUUUUAAGAACUACAGUCAACUUACUUUUACCUUUUACUUUUAAAAAUUCUGUAAAAGUUUUGACUGGCCAAAUUUAAAAAUAUUUUAAAAUCGAAAGCUAGGCAGCGUAUUUCAAUUGAACAUUUCUAAUAACAAUAAAGAAUUACUCUGUUCAACUCAACCCUACUAUAGACAGGUGCUGAAUUAAUAAAAUACUCAAAAAAAAAUUAUGACAAGAAAAAAUGAUGGAUUACUGUAAACGUGACACUAUCAUAUAUGCAAAGGGGUUAUAAAAUAUAUUAAUGCCAAUCAAAUAAAACAAAAAACCUCUCUUCAGAAAACAAACCCGUCGUUCUUCUCUCAUGUCUGCGCUUAUUAUUCUCGGUCACUUUUAUAGAGGAAGAACUAAAUACUAUUAAAUAAGUUAUUUAGGAGCAAUUGUUGUUGUUACACUCGCAGUUGUUGGUACGUUGUUCAAAAGAGGUUGAUUUUGUGCAAUAAGCAGAGAGUUGUUGAUUGUGCGUCUCAUAUAUAUUUUUAUUUUAGCGAGAUGAACUAGAGCAAAAUUGCGUUGAGCGGUCGUCAACUUCACACCACUUUUCGAUAAUAUGUCAUGUUCUUCUUCGACUUUUUCAAAUAGCAGCUCAGAAACUCUAAAGAAGCGUUACUUUGGUUUGUUUGAAGAGGCCUAUGUGAUAAAAACUACUACUUAUACCGAUCGAUUCUUUAUGCAAGUCGCGGUUUUUCGAACGCAAUAUAUAUUAUUCAUUCUCAGCCUUUAAUAAAAAAGUGUCACACUUCAACUUCAAUAGAAGAUUUCUCCUCGCCUUCCUUGUACUUGCUGUAACAGUUAAAAAAUGCUGUUCCCGCUGGUCAAACGAUGAGAUACCCUUAUGCUGUAUAUGAAUUAAAAAUAAUACCAAUUAAAGAAUCCCAAAACUGUUAUGGAGAACCAAAAAUGAUGUAUUGAUACUGAGAUUCGUUAUAUACAGAGAGAUUACAAGUAAAAAAGGUGUUGUAUGAAUAUAAGAUGUAAACACGCAGAGAUUUGCAUGAAUUUUUGAGUGAGUAAAAUGUGUUUUUAAUGAGCGGUGCAGAGUUUAGUUGACGCAAAAAGAGGUUAAUUAUAUAUUAUAAUGUUUGUUAAUUUCAUAAUUUUACGAGAUAUAUUAUGAAAUAAAAAAAGAACAAACCUCCUCCUUUA
Neocloeon triangulifer is the source of this 6234-nucleotide messenger RNA. RefSeq lists its product as uncharacterized. Bases 72 to 4667 code for a protein of 1531 amino acids. Lineage: Eukaryota; Metazoa; Arthropoda; Insecta; Ephemeroptera; Baetidae. The record is from RefSeq and is a predicted model, not a curated record. Gene Ontology annotation, biological process: cell-cell junction organization. Gene Ontology annotation, cellular component: plasma membrane; apical junction complex. The transcript is spliced from 8 exons.